UUCGCGACGUGUAAUUCGUAGAAACGAAGUUUGGUUUGCAUUCGGACAAUACCCUCUUUAGGUCACGGCUUCGGAAACUGCUGAGACUAAAAAGAGAAAACCUUCGAGCUACAUUGGAGUGAGCAUCAUAGCCAUUUCAUUCUACCUACAAAGGUAAUCAAAUUGUGUUCUGCUUAAGAUGGUUGAUCCAAACGGUAGUUCCUCGUGGUUAAAAAAUCUAAAUAUCUGUGAAACAUUUGGGUGGAAAGAUCAUGGAGAGUAUGGAACAGUUGCUGCUAUAGUCAUAGGCAUCAUUGUUCCAAUUUUGUUAUCGGCUUUGUUUAUGGGAAAGAAAAAAGGGAAAGUAAGAGGUGUCCCGGCAGAGGUUGGUGGUGAGUCGGGUUAUGUGGUACGUAAUGCUCGAUAUUCUGAGUUGGUUGAAGUUCCUUGGGAAGGAGCCCCGACGAUGGCUCAUCUAUUUGAGCAAUCUUGUAAUAAGUAUACACACAAUAGAUUUCUUGGAACAAGAAAACUAAUAGGAAAAGAGUUUGUUACAUCCAGUGAUGGAAGGAAGUUUGAGAAACUCCACUUAGGAGAUUAUGAAUGGGAAACCUAUGGAGAGGUCUUUGCUCGUGUAUCCAAUUUUGCGUCUGGUCUUCUUAAGUUAGGCCAUGAUAUAGAUAGCCGUGUUGCCAUUUUCGCAGAUACUCGGGCUGAAUGGCUCAUAGCCCUCCAGGGUUGCUUCCGGCAGAAUAUAACAGUUGUUACAAUUUAUGCUUCUCUAGGUGAGGAUGCCUUAAUCCACUCGCUAAACGAGACUCAAGUAUCUACUCUGAUCUGUGACCCAAAGCUGUUAAAGAAGUUGGACGCAAUAAGAUCAAAACUAACAUCUAUCCAAAAUAUAAUUUACUUUGAAGACGAUAGCAAAGAUGAACACGAUUUUUCAGGAGGUUUGAGCGACUGUACAAUUGCAUCUUUCGGUGAAGUUGAGACACUUGGGAAAGAAAGUCCUGUCGAACCAAGCUUGCCUUCAAAGAAUGCUGUUGCAGUUGUCAUGUACACAAGUGGCAGUACAGGUCUACCAAAGGGUGUCAUGAUUACUCACGGGAACAUUGUAGCCACCACAGCAGCUGUUAUGACAGUGAUUCCAAAUCUGGGUAGCAAGGAUGUGUACUUGGCGUACUUGCCCCUUGCCCAUGUUUUUGAAAUGGCAGCAGAGUCUGUUAUGCUGGCUGCAGGUGUUGCAAUCGGUUAUGGAACUCCUCAGACUUUGACCGACACAUCUAUUAAAGUCAUGAAAGGAACCAAGGGUGAUGUUAGUGUCUUAAAGCCCACUCUUUUGACAGCAGUACCAGCUAUUAUUGAUCGUAUUCGAGAUGGAGUUUUGAAAAAGGUGGAGGAGAAAGGGGGACUUGCAAAGAAGCUUUUCCAGUUUGCAUACAAGCGUCGACUGGCUGCUGUAAAAGGAAGCUGGCUAGGAGCUUGGGGAGUGGAGAAGUUGAUGUGGGAUACCAUUGUCUUCAAAAAAAUUCGUACUCUACUUGGAGGCCAAAUCCGAUUUAUGCUUUGUGGUGGAGCUCCUUUAUCUGGUGAUUCACAACACUUCAUCAAUAUCUGUGUGGGGGCUCCUAUUGGGCAAGGAUACGGUUUGACCGAAACAUUUGCUGGGGCUGCCUUCUCUGAGUGGGAUGACAACAGUGUGGGGCGUGUUGGUCCACCACUUCCUUGUGUCUACAUAAAGCUUGUUUCUUGGGAAGAAGGAGGGUAUCUGUCGUCAGACAAACCAAUGCCACGAGGAGAGAUUGUAGUUGGCGGAUUCAGUGUGACUGCUGGUUAUUUCAAGAAUGAAGAAAAAACUAAUGAAGUGUUCAAGGUUGAUGAGAAAGGUCUGCGCUGGUUUUAUACUGGUGACAUUGGGCGAUUCCAUCCUGAUGGGUGCCUUGAAAUCAUUGAUAGGAAGAAGGAUAUUGUCAAACUUCAACAUGGAGAGUAUAUCUCUCUUGGAAAGGUUGAGGCAGCACUGUCAUCGUGUGAUUACGUGGAUAAUUUAAUGGUUUUUGCCGACCCGUUUCAUAAUUACUGUGUUGCUCUAGUUGUUGCUUCACAUCAGUCCCUGGAGAAGUGGGCCCAACAAAGUGGUAUUGAAUACAAAGAUUUUCCUGAUCUUUGUAACAAACCUGAAGCUGUCACUGAGGUUCUGCAGUCCAUUUCCAAGACUGCAAAAGCUGCCAAGCUGCAAAAAACUGAAAUUCCUGCAAAGAUUAAGUUGCUGUCAGAACCAUGGACACCUGAAUCUGGAUUAGUCACUGCUGCUCUCAAGUUGAAGAGAGAACAACUAAAAGCCAAAUUCAAUGAUGAUCUUUUGAAGUUGUAUGCUUGAAGUAUCUAAUCUCAUGUCAAUGUUCUAUCUAUUGCAGGUGUAUGUUAUGAUUGAUUUUUUUUUCACGGUCAACAUGGUUGAUGUAUUUUCGCUGUUAGCGACAUGUAAAACACACGACAUAGCGAAGACAUACUCAGCAUAAUGGUGGCUGUUGAGACUAUGCUGGAUCGCUUUGUGAAUAAUGUGCUGAUAGUGAUAUAGUCCUGCCACAUGACUGGCAUAGAUAGUAAUAAAUGCGCUGUUAUUUAAUUUGAAAUACAUAUAUGUCAGUGAUGUUUUUGAUGUUUGUAUUGCAAUUUAAUAUAUAUGGAGCGAUGAAUAAAUGUUUAUGAAA
Cicer arietinum (chickpea) is the source of this 2693-nucleotide messenger RNA. RefSeq names its product long chain acyl-CoA synthetase 8. The record is from RefSeq and is a predicted model, not a curated record. Gene Ontology annotation, cellular component: endoplasmic reticulum; membrane. NCBI's taxonomy places the organism in Eukaryota, Viridiplantae, Streptophyta, Magnoliopsida, Fabales, Fabaceae. Gene Ontology annotation, molecular function: long-chain fatty acid-CoA ligase activity.